AUGGACCAGGAAAGUCAAAAUAAUAAAGACGUUCGAGGUAUUUCGAGUGAAGAACGAUUGUGGGAAAAGACGAUUGAACAGCAGCAUUGCCAACAAAAGCAAGAAGACGAAGACGAGGACGACAUAGAGGCGGCCAGCGGCAAGGAUAAGGGCCCGAUUAGCUACUGCCAGCAAAUAAAGGAAAGCCCUCAGCACCAACGGCUGGAAGACGAGACCAUAGUUGAGGCCCCUCUCUCACCAGUCUGCCAACACAGCGUCAAACCAUAUCAUAAGGAAAAUGAGGAUAAUGAGGAUGACGACAAGGAUGAGGACAUGCGGCCUCCAAGACGACGAAAGCGGCGCCGCAUAGAUUCUGACGCAACUGAAACCGCCACGCGCAAGAAGGUCCACACGUGCUCGUCCACUAUAGCCCAAGCCCAGACCUGCGCUACUCGAGGUUCUACAGUUUCUCGGAGUUCACCAAAUGAUGCAGAGUCAAUUCUAGGCGCGGACUACCAAGAGUAUCCUCUUCAGGGCUUUCUCAAGUGUGUGACGACUUACAACCUAGAGAUCAGGCUGCUAGAGCUUUCUCAAGUGUGUGACAACUUACAACCUAGAGUUCAGGCUGCUAGAUCUUCUUCCAGAUUCGUUCAGACCAUCAAUCGGUCUCCACAUAUCAAAUUCCACGUCUAG
This is a messenger RNA of Pseudogymnoascus destructans, 672 nucleotides long. RefSeq lists its product as uncharacterized. NCBI's taxonomy places the organism in Eukaryota, Fungi, Ascomycota, Leotiomycetes, Thelebolales, Thelebolaceae. Bases 1 to 672 code for a protein of 223 amino acids. The record is from RefSeq and is a predicted model, not a curated record. The transcript has a single exon.